UACCACAAGCUUAUUGUAUAGACUACAGAUCAUAUGUCACAUUACUUUAUGGUAAUGCUACAUUUGCUGUUGUUUUUUUCAGAUGCUAAUCACUGCAUUAAGUGUCCAGAUGAAGAUUACUCCAACAAGGAUCACACAGAAUGUAUUGCCAAGGUUAUCAAUUACCUCUCCUACAAAGACCCUUUGGGAAUCAGCAUAGCUUUCUUUGCCCUGUUCUUUACCUUAAUCACAGGAUUUAUCUUAGGCAUCUUCUUUAAAUACCAGGAAACAGCCAUGGUCAAAGCCAACAACCGUGAUCUCACCUACAUGCUUCUCGUCUCCCUCCUGCUUUCCUUCUUGUCCUCCUUUCUCUUCAUUGGCCAACCGCGGAUGGCAACCUGCCUUCUUCGUCAAACUGCUUUCAGCACCAUCUUCUCAGUGGCUGUCUCAUCCUUGUUGGCAAAAACCAUCACCGUGGUGGUGGCCUUUAUGGCCACUAAACCAGGAAGCAGAAUGAGGAAAUGGUUGGGGAAGAGUUUGGCCAACUCCAUUGCCAUUUCUUGCUCUGGUGUUCAAGUGGGCAUCUGUAUGGUCUGGCUGGGGGUCUCUCCUCCGUUUCCAGAUUCUGACCUGAACUCCCAGCCUGGACAGAUCGUAUUGCAAUGCAAUGAAGGGUCUAUGGUCAUGUUUUACGGUGCCCUCGGCUACAUGGGUUUUCUGGCUGCCAUCUGUUUCACAGUGGCUUUCCUUGCUAGGAAGUUGCCAGGAGCUUUCAAUGAGGCCAAGCUGAUCACCUUUAGCAUGCUGGUUUUUUGUAGUGUUUGGAUCUCCUUUGUGCCCACCUAUUUCAGCACCAAAGGGAAAUACAUGGUAGCUGUGCAGCUCUUCUCUAUUUUGUCUUCCAGUCUGGGGUUACUGGGUUGCAUAUUUAUCCCCAAAUGCUACAUUAUACUAUUUAGACCUCACUUGAAUACAAAGAACUUUCUGGUGCUGAAAACUCAAGACGGCACUUGAUUCUUCAUCCUAAUUUGCUCUUUAUUAAGCACUGGUUUGUCCACUGAAUGUAAUGGUACUCACAUCUUCCCUUAUGAGUAAACUAUCGA
Molecule: messenger RNA, 1082 nt
Organism: Anolis carolinensis (green anole)
Lineage: Eukaryota; Metazoa; Chordata; Lepidosauria; Squamata; Anolidae
Product: vomeronasal type-2 receptor 26-like
Exons: 1
Coding region: 34-993 (319 amino acids)
Biological process (GO): G protein-coupled receptor signaling pathway
Cellular component (GO): plasma membrane
Molecular function (GO): G protein-coupled receptor activity
Source: RefSeq, a predicted model, not a curated record